UGCAUUAUAAUCCCUCUAUAUAUACACGCUGGUGACAACAAGUUUAUUGCAUUGCAAAGCAUAAACUUCUUUCAGCUACUCUAUUUGAUUAAGCCAAGCAAAGGUAAGAAACUAAGAAUGGCCUCAAUUCAAGUGGAUAGCCAAUUCAAUGACAAGCAGAAGGCUGCAAUCGAAAAGGCGACGCAGGAGGCACAAAACAUCCUAGCCAACAACGACAGUGCGAAGGACGCGCAGCCACAUCUGCUGGUUAAAGUAGCAGGCGCUAUGAAGAAUUCUCAACACCGGCCAAUAAGGCUAAUGAAAACCCAUGAUGCUAAGGGAAAAUUUGUCACAAACCCUCCAGGGACCAUCGGCGGAGAAGCAUCCGGUGCGUUUGUGCACGAAGGCGCUACCUCGCAAGGACAACUUCCUGUGGUUGUAGGCUCAAAGUGUGCACUCAUAUAUGGUACCUUUGACAAGUCUUUCCCUGCUCUUGGGUAUCUUUUGGCUUGGGACAUGCCCGAAAUAAGCCUUGGCAGUGAGCUUAAGGUGUUUGUGUUAGCUGGAGAUCCUUACAAGCUCGAGAAGAUGGAGUGGAGUGAAAUCGAACGAAGGCUAAAUGCUUCCGGCAACAAAAGCACCUCUAUCGACCACGAGAUAGGCGCUAUAGCCACUGCUGAGAUCAAGCACACCCAUAACACCAACAUGCGGUCUCUGGUUGCUGCCAGUUUCGAUCGUUUCGAGCCCAAGGCUUAACUAUAACAAGUUAGCCAGGCCAAAUGCGUUAUAAUCUAUAUUAGAGGUACUUAAGAUUUUAAUUAUGCAACUUUAUAUUAUCAUGUUUUGUUUUAUGCUUAUGAAUAAAUAAUGCCCCAUGGUUUUGUAACGCUAACUCAUAAAAUCUAUGCUAUUAUAUAUUAUCUAUGCACUUAUUGGUAGUUCAAUUCCU
Messenger RNA from Chenopodium quinoa (quinoa), 928 nucleotides. RefSeq lists its product as uncharacterized. The record is from RefSeq and is a predicted model, not a curated record. Bases 118 to 735 code for a protein of 205 amino acids. NCBI's taxonomy places the organism in Eukaryota, Viridiplantae, Streptophyta, Magnoliopsida, Caryophyllales, Amaranthaceae. The transcript is spliced from 3 exons.